ACAUUCGGAAGUAAGCUUUCGGGGAAGAUGGGCAUCCAGUACCUCAGCAGUUGCCAAGGCACUCGUGCUAGCAUUCAUCUCCCUCGUGUUCCACAGAGGCUGGUGCUGCUCAGGCGUCCCAAGAGCAAGAUCGCAUAUCCUCGUAGCAGAAUUGUUGGUGCGCUCCCGCCGGGGCCGGUGCCCUGGCCGGUUGUGGGGAACCUUCCCGAGAUGGUACUCAACAAGCCGGCAUUCCGGUGGAUCCAUCGAAUGAUGGAGGACAUGGGCACCGACAUCACCUGCCUCCGCCUCGGCAGCGUGCACGUCAUCGCCAUCACCUGCCCAAGCAUCGCCCGCGAGGUACUCAGGAAGCAGGACGCCAACUUCGCCUCCCGCCCGUUCACCUUCGCCUCCGGCACCUUCAGCGGCGGGUACAAGGACGCCGUGCUCUCGCCCUUCGGCGACCAGUGGAAGAAGAUGCGCCGCGUGCUCACCUCGGAGAUCGUCUGCCCGUCCCGCCACCGGUGGCUCCACGACCACCGCGCCCACGAGGCCGACAACCUCAGCCGCUACGUCCACACCCUCGCCACCGGGUCUGCGUCGGGCGUGGACGUGAGGCACGUUGCGAGGCACUACUGCGGCAACGUCAUCCGCCGGCUAGUCUUCGGCCGGCGGUACUUCGGCGAACCUCGGCCGGACGGCGGGCCGGGCCUGAUGGAGGAGGAGCACAUGGACGCCGUGUUUACGGCCGUCGGGCUCCUCUUCGCGUUCUGCGUCUCAGACUACCUCCCGUGGCUGGGCGGUCUCGACCUGGAUGGCCACGAGAAGAUGGUCAAGGAGGCGAACUCGACGGUGAACCGGCUCCACGACACAGUCAUCGACGAGCGGUGGAGGCAGUGGAAGUCCGGCGAGAGGAGGGAGCUCGACGACUUCCUGGACGUGCUCAUCACACACAAAGACGGACAUAAUAUUUGCGGCGAUUGACAAUCCAUCAAACGCGGUGGAGUGGGUGCUGGCGGAGAUGGCGAAUGCACCGGAGGUGAUGGCCAAGGCGGUGGAGGAGAUGGACCGGGUGGUGGGCCGAGAGCGGCUUGUGCAGGAAUCGGACAUCCCGCAGCUCAACUAUGCUAAGGCGUGCAUUCGCGAGGCAUUUCGACUGCACCCGGUCGCCCCCUUCAAUCUGCCGCAUGUUGCGCUCGAUGACACCACUAUUGCCGGCUACCGCGUGCCCAAGGGCAGCCACGUCCUCCUCAGUCGCACCGGACUCGGUCGGAACUCGGCCAUCUGGGACGAGCCACUCCUCUUCAAGCCAGAGCGCCACAUUAAUAUGGCUGAAGGCGGCGAUGUGGUGCUCACAGAGAAUGAAUUGCGGUUCAUCUCCUUCAGCACCGGCCGUCGUGGGUGCAUCGCGUCAUCACUAGGGACGGCGAUGUGCGUGAUGCUCUUUGGGCGGCUAGUCCAAGGGUUCACUUGGAGUAAGCUGCCGGGAGUAACAGCCAUCGAUCUCAGCGAGUCACAGCACGAUCUAUUCCUAACCAAGCCACUGGUGCUGCAUGCAGAGCCCCGCCUGCCGAUGCACCUCUACUCCGUCAGUGACACCUGAUUAAUCUUCGGUCGGCCUGGGUUGCAUAACUAUCAUGAUAUCAUUUUUGUGCACAAAUGAAGGUUCUCGGAUUGAGUUAAAAGUAUACGAAGAUUAUUUUUGAAAUAUAUAAAAGAUAUCGGCGAAGAAAGCUACCAAGGGGGGCCAUCACGGAACGACGAGCUCGCGUGGCACGCCUACACCCGCAGCCCCCAGCGCCAUGCAGGCUCGUGGGCCCCUCGAACCUCCGUCACAUCUAAUUCCAACUACUUAAAUACCGUCUUACGGAGAGAAAAUCAGAGAGAAAUUGUCAUCGUGUUUUACGAGACGGAACCACCGCCACCUCCUGUUCUUCCUGGAAGGGCUGAGCCUGAAUUCAUCAUCGUCAUUAUCACAACCCUUCUCCAUCAAUAAUUUCAUGAUACUCACCACCGGGAGUGAGUAAUUCCUUCGUAGACUUGCUGGAUGGUGAUGGAGUUGGAUGGGAUUUUCAUGUAAUCGAGCCAAUUUGUUAGGGCUAGAUCCCUAUAUCCACUAUGUUAUGAGAUUUAUGUUGCUAUGACUUUGCUAUGCUUAAUGCUAGUCAUUAGGGCCCGAGUGUCAUGAUUUCAAAUCUGAACCUAUGUUGUUUCUAUGAAUAUGAGAUUGUUUUAGAUC
This is a messenger RNA of Hordeum vulgare subsp. vulgare (domesticated barley), 2218 nucleotides long. Its product is annotated as tyrosine N-monooxygenase-like. Gene Ontology annotation, molecular function: oxidoreductase activity, acting on paired donors, with incorporation or reduction of molecular oxygen; monooxygenase activity; iron ion binding. The coding region runs from base 28 to 963 and encodes 311 amino acids. The record is from RefSeq and is a predicted model, not a curated record. The transcript is spliced from 3 exons. Lineage: Eukaryota; Viridiplantae; Streptophyta; Magnoliopsida; Poales; Poaceae.